AUGUGGUGGCCGUCCGCCUCUGAUACCCUAUCUCCAGGCAGCACCCUUGGGGUACUGUUGCUCGCAACAAUCAUCGCCGCUCUAAUAUACGGCGCCACUUUCCUUCAGACCAUCCAUUAUUUCGACCGAUACCACAAUGACCCGCUAAUCGUCAAGUUUCUUGUUAUGACACUUUGGCUCUUUGAUACAGUUACCAUGGUCCUAGAGGUACGGACGGUAUAUGUCUACACAGUGAACUUCGGCGGUACUCAGUUCGCUGAUGUGCCCAUCCCAUGGAGUUUGCCCAUGGAGCGUGCAUUCUCUGGGUUUCUUGCCAUUAGCGCCAUCGGUCUUGGGCUCACGUCAACUGUUGAAGAAGCCAAGCGCGGUCUCAAUGCCCCCUCGCCCCCUUUAUUUUUCUUCGUUCUCUCCACGACGAGUGCCGCUUUGCAGAUCACGGUCGAUAUCGUCAUCGUGAUGUCGCUCUAUUGGCUUUGCCGCAAUCGCGCUGGGAACAUGAGCCCUCGCGAGCGCGUGAGACACGUUCUUCUUUGUGCAGUCAAUCGAGGCAUUUUCUCAACGAUACUGCAAGCCCUAACCACUAUAGCCUAUUUCGCCCUACGUCCGAAGUUGGUGUGGAUCGCCUUCCACCUGGCGUCAAGCAAAAUACACGCCUUAUUGAACACCCGGUCAUCCGUGGAUGGCUUCGGCCACGAUGUGGAAAUUGUGGACGCCCGGGUGCGGUACAGGCUGGAGCACGAACUUGCUAGGGUUCGCUCGCAUAUGGACAGCGAGUUUACGUCCCGCACGGAGUCACCCCCAGUCAUUCCCAGCACGGUCGUGUAUGAUGCGAGCAGCGAGCAGCGGUCGUGGUUCUCCCAUAGUGACAAGUCGGAUGAGGGGUUCUCACACAUGGGUCCGACCUGA
Messenger RNA from Epithele typhae, 906 nucleotides. RefSeq lists its product as uncharacterized. Bases 1 to 906 code for a protein of 301 amino acids. The record is from RefSeq and is a predicted model, not a curated record. NCBI's taxonomy places the organism in Eukaryota, Fungi, Basidiomycota, Agaricomycetes, Polyporales, Epitheliaceae. The transcript is spliced from 17 exons.